This is a messenger RNA of Dracunculus medinensis (Guinea worm), 231 nucleotides long. Lineage: Eukaryota; Metazoa; Nematoda; Chromadorea; Rhabditida; Dracunculidae. The record is from the annotation of a GenBank genome assembly.
AUGGCGGCACAGCUCUGUCUUUCGUCUCUACAAGUCGUUGCUGGAGAUGGUAAAGUCGUCGCUGAAAUACAUGAAAAUGCUAAUGGUCUCCAAUUUCCAAAUUUCUAUCGUUUAGAAUAUUUUUCAAAAAAUUGUCGGAAAUUACUUGACAAACAGUCAUGGGUCCCGUGUGUCAUAUUCAAUCUAUUGCUGGCACAGUUAACCAAUCGUGCCAAAAUAUCACAGCGAUAG